GGCACCACUUCUCACGUUACCUCCCCACCUCACAUCCUCUCUUUUAAAUCCCAUCACUUCGUCGGUGAUCCCACACGAUCAUGGACUAUUCAACCUCACCCACCACCACCGUCUCCUCCGCCGCCGUCACCGGAGAUCACUCUCCGACCACCACCUCCAUCACACGCACUCUCCGUCUCAUCAACCACCAUGACCCCCUCACCAAAAUCCAAGCCGCCAAAGAAAUCCGCCGCCUCACCAAAACCUCUCAAGGCUGCCGCCGGCAGUUCUCCGGCGCCAUACCGGCUCUUGUGUCCAUGCUCCGGUAUCCUUCUGUUGAUGCUAAAGCUGCUGCUCUUCUCGCUCUGCUUAACCUCGCUGUACAGGACGAAGAAAACAAGAUCAGUAUAGUUGAUGCUGGCGCGUUGGAACCAAUCGUCACUUUUUUCGAAUUGGAUAAUUUAAACAUGGAAGAACACGCGACGGCUUUGUUAGCCACACUAUCCGCAUCACCCGUGAAAAGGUCAACCAUCGGCGCAUCUGGUGCGAUCCCUUUUCUAGUAGAAACCUUAAAUUCGGGUACCCCACAAGCCAAGGUGGAUGCAGUGAUGGCAUUGUUCAAUCUCGCAUCGGAAAACGACAAUCUUAACCUCAUCCUUAAGGCGCAACCUAUUCCGUACUUAGUAAACAUCCUCAACAGUUCCAAGAAAUCGUCGAAAAUCUCAGAAAGAUGCACCGCGGUUUUGGAAUCAUUAGUUGGUUUCGAAGAAGGGAGAGUGGCUCUAACUUCAGAAGAAGGUGGCGUGCUCGCGGUUGUUGAGGUUCUCGAGCGUGGGUCCCCACAAAACCGCGAACACGCAGUGGGUACGCUUUUGACUAUGUGUCAAAGCGAUCGAUGUAGAUACAGAGAACCAAUACUUAAAGAAGGUGUAAUCCCUGGACUGUUGGAGCUUACGGUUCAAGGCACGCCAAACUCCCAAACAAAAGCGCACACGCUGCUUCGACUACUACGGGAAUCACCGUACCCACGAUCGGAAAACGAGCCCGAUACGCUUGAAAACAUUGUGUGUGAUAUUAUAUCACAGAUUGGAGGUGAGGAACAAUCUGGGAAUGCGAAACAGAUGCUUGCGGAUAUGGUGCAAGUUAGCAUGGAACAAAGUUUACGACAUUUACAACGACGGGCUCUCGUAUGUAAUCCAUCUGAAGUUUCCUUGAAAUAAGAAUGUGUUUAGUUGUCUGUUUCUUGUUUCAUUUUAAUGUUCCAUGAAUAUGAUUUAUGGACAUUUUGUGAGGUCAAAUGUUGUUGUUGUUGUUUCAUAGUAUAGAAGCCAGUCCAGGCCUUUUGUGUUUGAUGGGUAUCAUGUGACUGGUAAAUGUUGUGAACUUGUGUGUUUAAAAACUUUGUACAUUUAGUUAGUUUUUUUUUUUAAUGUUUUUUUGAAUAACAAUGUAUUUUAAAUAAGUUAUAUCUUUUGAUAUAAAUGUAUAUUAUAUAUUUUUCAGAAUAAA
This is a messenger RNA of Helianthus annuus (common sunflower), 1488 nucleotides long. RefSeq names its product U-box domain-containing protein 4. Gene Ontology annotation, cellular component: cytoplasm; nucleus. Lineage: Eukaryota; Viridiplantae; Streptophyta; Magnoliopsida; Asterales; Asteraceae. The record is from RefSeq and is a predicted model, not a curated record. Gene Ontology annotation, molecular function: protein binding. The transcript has 2 exons. The coding region runs from base 81 to 1199 and encodes 372 amino acids.